Molecule: messenger RNA, 2664 nt
Organism: Sinocyclocheilus grahami
Lineage: Eukaryota; Metazoa; Chordata; Actinopteri; Cypriniformes; Cyprinidae
Product: protein phosphatase 2, regulatory subunit B', beta
Exons: 13
Coding region: 321-1832 (503 amino acids)
Biological process (GO): protein dephosphorylation; signal transduction
Cellular component (GO): protein phosphatase type 2A complex; nucleus; cytosol
Molecular function (GO): protein phosphatase activator activity
Source: RefSeq, a predicted model, not a curated record
UCUCUUCAUGAAGAUAUAGCCUAGACAAUUACAUCCACCCUUGUGCUUAUUGCAGAGUCUCGUUUUUUGGGGGGGUUUAAUGUACCACGAGUGAGAGACGCGUCAAAUUGAACACCGAUAGCUUUUACUCCACCAUCCCUCUGUCUACAUUUUUGACCAGGUUAGAUAACUUUUGUCUUUAGUCGAUCCCUGCUUGUUGAUUUUACUUUUUAAAUCCAAAAGAAAAAAUAUUUUGACUAAAUAACAAGCCUUUAGGAGCCAGUUCUCGCCUUUGGUUUCCUUCCUCGAACAAUCUUCUGCCGAGCACCACCUUCGCAGCGAUGGAGACCCCCACAAAGCUACCUCCGUCGAGCCCAUCAUCGCCGACCACGGGCUUCUCUGUACCAAGCGCAGAGAAAGUAGACGGCUUCCCCCGCCGCUCGAUGCGCCGUGCCCGGCAGCGACGGUCCCACAGCUCCUCACAGUUCCGCUAUCAGAGCUCCCAGGUGGAGCUCACGCCGCUGCCCUUACUUAAAGAUGCGCCAGUGGCAGAACUUCAUGACUUGUUCUGUAAGAAGCUGCAGCAGUGUUGUGUGCUUUUUGACUUUCUGGACUGUGUCGCCGACUUGAAGGGGAAAGAGAUCAAACGUGCUGCGCUGAACGAGCUUGUGGAGAGCGUGGCCACCAGUCGCGGAGUCCUCAUCGAACCCCUGUACCCAGAGGCUAUUAAGAUGAUCUCAGUGAACAUUUUUCGAACCCUCCCACCCAGUGAGAACCCUGAGUUUGACCCUGAGGAGGAUGAACCAGCUCUGGAAGCCUCCUGGCCUCACUUACAGUUGGUGUAUGAAUUCUUUUUACGCUUUCUUGAGAGUCCAGAUUUCCAGCCUUCUCUUGCCAAGCGCUACGUGGACCAGAAGUUUGUUCUACAGCUGCUGGAGUUAUUUGACAGCGAAGACCCCAGAGAGAGAGAAUAUCUGAAGACUAUCCUGCACCGCGUCUAUGGCAAACUUCUGGGCUUGAGGGCCUACAUCCGCAAACAGAUCAACAAUAUCUUCCUCAGGUUCAUCUAUGAAACUGAGCGUUUCAAUGGAGUUGCUGAGCUUUUGGAAAUUUUGGGAAGUAUCAUAAAUGGCUUUGCUCUGCCUCUCAAAUCAGAGCACAAGCAGUUCCUGGUGAGGGUCCUGAUCCCCCUGCACACUGCCAAGUCUCUCUCCAUUUUUCAUGCGCAGCUGGCUUACUGUGUGGUGCAAUUCAUGGAGAAGGAUGCCACCGUUACAGAACAUAUCAUCAGGGGGCUGCUGAGAUACUGGCCUAAAACAUGCACUCAGAAAGAGGUGAUGUUCCUGGGGGAGAUCGAGGAGAUUCUGGACGUGAUUGAACCAUCUCAGUUUAUCCGUGUGCAGGAGCCUCUAUUCAAACAGAUUGCUGCCUGCAUCUCCAGUCCUCAUUUCCAGGUUGCAGAGCGGGCUCUGUAUUUCUGGAAUAAUGAGUACAUUCUGAGUCUAAUAGAGGAGAACUGCCAGGUCAUCCUGCCUCUGGUCUUUGGCACGCUGUACAGAGUUUCCAAAGAGCACUGGAACCAGACGAUCAUCUCUCUUAUUUACAAUGUGCUGAAGACGUUCAUGGAGAUGAACAGCAAGCUCUUUGAUGAUCUCACUUCCUCCUACAAAGUGGAGAAACAGAAGGAGCUGAAGAAAGAGAAGGAGCGAGCGGAGCUGUGGAGGAACUUGGAGGAUCUGCAGGAGCGGCGGCUGCAGAGUCUGACCGAGGCCAGCAGAAACCAGAAGAACCUGCAGGAGAGAGAGAGCACAACCAAGAGCCAGUCAGAGACCAGUGCUGCCAACACCACCUAAAAACCGCACGCAAACACACACCGACACACACACACACAAUGUCACAGCACUGUAAAACACAAUAAUUACCUGACUUGGGAACCAAUCAAUGCCUCAAUCUCCGUCUGAAAACACACACACGCACACACCAUGCAGACACUACUGUCACAAGCACAUGAACGACAGCCUGUCCAUAUGUAGAUAUCUGAAAAACACUGAAGCACACAUCACACACAACGAGUGAGAUAUAAAAGAGAAAAAAAUGAGUUCCUCUCACAUGCGUCCUACUCUUUCAUAUGCUUCAUACACGCUUUUCACACACCUGCCUCUCUGCAUCUUUUCUUUCUAUUCCUCAUGCUCCGGGAUCAUCAACCUCAACAUGCGUAACAUACCUGCGUGGGGUGAAACGAAUGUACACACUCGCAAUCAAACACGUACAUCCUUCAUUACUGUCAUUUCAGUACUGGCUCAGUUUCUCUCGGGCCCGAUCCGAGCCCCCCGUCAAUCGACCAAUAGACUCUGCAUACAGUCAAACGCUGAAGAGGAAUGAAUUAUGAUGAUCCUAAAGAUGAAAAUUCUUUAAAAGUACAGAUUCUAAUGUUCCUACUUCUACGGCUUAUUCUAUGAGUACUACUUCUAUGCUAAUAUAACUGAUGUUUAUAUAUAUAUAUAUAUAUAUAUAUAUAUAAAUAUGAUAUCCAUGUCUGAUUAUAGUGUUGGUGGGGGUAUUCUAGUGUAGCACCUCAUAAACAUGACUGAAGUAUGCUGCUAGGUAAAACUAAACUUGCUCUGAAGUGACAACACUUUUAGUCUGUUCUCAUGUCUGUUCAUUUGUUUUAAAUAAUGGUGUGUC